UAUUUAUGAUUAAUUAGAAGUGAUUGAAAUAGUUUUAAAUCCAAUAUGGCGUUCGCCUGUCAAAAGAAUAGUUACUUGCAAGAGUUGACCACAAGGGUGGUGUCCUGCACACCAGCUGAGCUGAAGCAAGUAGUCAAUGGCAAGAAACAAACUCUCCAAGGCUAUGAGGUUAUCACAGAAGACACGGUUCUCUUUCCGGAAGGUGGUGGCCAGCCAGAUGACAGGGGAACGAUGAACGGCAUUGAUGUCCUCAGGAUAACCAGGAGAGGAGCUGAUGCUGUCCUCUUUGUUGAGAAAGCCAUAGAAGCAGGGACGGAGGUUGUACAGAAGGUGGAUUGGACCAGGAGAUUUGACCACAUGCAGCAACACUCAGCCCAGCAUCUGAUAACAGCUGUAGCUGAGGCCAAGUAUGGCUGGCCAACAACAUCCUGGGAUUUGGGGAAGGAGAAGUCCUUCAUUGAGAUGGACACACCCAAGAUCCAAGCAGAACAUAUGCAGGAACUGGAGAGAGAAGUCAAUGAAGCAAUCAGGAAGCAGCUGGCAAUGACUCCAAGACUUGUAGACCUGGGAUCUGCUGUGCUCAAUUGUGUACGAACAAGAGGACUACCAGAGGAUCAUGUUGGUCAGGUCCGCAUUGUAGAGAUUGAGACUAUAGAAGCCAACACCUGUUGUGGUACCCAUGUGGCCAACCUUAGUCAUCUACAGUCAAUCAAACUGCUGGGUGCCGAGAAAGGAAAGAAGAACAAGACCAACCUGUAUUUUCUGGCUGGCGACAGGCUGCUCAAUUACCUGGGCAAGUGCCUGGCCAAUGAAAAACUCCUUACAGGGUUCCUCAAGUGUGGACCGGAGGGCCACCCACAAGCAGCAGAGAAGAUCCAGAAAUCAUUGAAAGUAGCCAACAAGAGCACUACCACGUUACUGAGGGACCUUGCAGCCCUAGAAGCCUAUCGCUACAACAACCAGGCCAACAAAGAUCCCGUCUUCGUCCUUCACCGGAAAGAGGGUGACUUGGAAUUCCUGAAUAUGGUUGCAAAUGAAAUCAAUUUGCAGAAUUGUCUAGCGCUCUUGACAGCUGGUGAUGAGAAGGGUGUAGGACUGUUCCUAGUAGCAGGCCCAGAUGACAUCAUCAAAGAAGUCGGACCACAGAUUGCUGAAUGUUUGGAGGGGAGGGGAGCAUGUAAGAAUGGCCGUUACCAAGGCAAGGCUAACAAGCUGAGCAAGCGAUCCACUGCAGAGGAGACAUUACAUCAAUAUAUUCCGAGACUGCCAACCUGUUAAUGUAAAGCCUCUGCCAUAACAUGAAGCUUAUUGGUUGAGCCACCGCCCCUCAUUGUUUGCCAACUUGAGAAAAGUCAUGUAUCAAAGAUGCUCAGCAUGUACAACAAAAGUUUGCAGGUUCUAAUCAGUUCUAAAACCGAAACUGGAUGAAGGAGAAUUCUAAGUGUUCCGUUUCUGUUUCCCUUUAAUUAUUUUACGAUUUGAAAUGUGAAGCCUAUCAUCUCAAAUGUUCACUGGGUGAAAUGCCUUUGUUGCUAAUUGUUGCAACUUUUAUCGUGAUUCUUGGCAAUGUCAUGUAGGCUAAUGGCACCUGGGACUGAUUUUGAUAACAAUAUAAUUAUGGUUACAAAUCCUUAGGCCAAAAAAAAGGCUCCGGUUUCUGGUCUGCACGCGCGUCGCCGUAGCUGUGCGUGUUUGCAAAAUUUAAAAAAAAAAUCAAUAUAAGAGGG
Patiria miniata (bat star) is the source of this 1727-nucleotide messenger RNA. It is a transcript of the gene ptges3l-aarsd1, whose product is annotated as alanyl-tRNA editing protein Aarsd1-B-like. NCBI's taxonomy places the organism in Eukaryota, Metazoa, Echinodermata, Asteroidea, Valvatida, Asterinidae. Bases 46 to 1278 code for a protein of 410 amino acids. Gene Ontology annotation, biological process: regulation of translational fidelity; tRNA aminoacylation. The record is from RefSeq and is a predicted model, not a curated record. Gene Ontology annotation, molecular function: ATP binding; Ser-tRNA(Ala) deacylase activity; aminoacyl-tRNA ligase activity. The transcript has 12 exons.